CGCGACGCCGGCACCUCCAGCACCCAGCAACAACACCGUUGAUACCAGCGGAGGCCAGCAAGCACCCGCUCAGACAUCGGGCAACCCUUCCCCGCCUCCGCCGCCCCCAAAUUCUAACCCAACACACCGGCGCUAGUGUGCUAGGUCCCAACCGGCAACAUGGCGCAGGUGCCGCCCCCCAGAGUUGGGUCCGCGGAAUACCCCAAUCCUCACCAAGAUGUGCCCUCGUGGUGGUCGAUCUUCUUUGGCGGCGGCUGGUCCUGGCGAUGGUGGUCGGAUCCCCACCUGUACUUCCGCCCGAACCUGGAAUACGUCCCAGGCCCCAAUCACUUCACCGUAAUCGAUGGCCUGGGACGGGAGAAGACAUACGACAAGCCAUUCGACUGCUACCUCGAUCCGUUCACCGGCAGGGUCGAGACCCUGUACGUCCAGGCUCCCGAAUCGCUCUGUCGUCUGUCUGCCUCCCGCCCCAACGCCACGUGGAAGCGGACGCCGAUCCGCAAUGCCACCCCCUUGUUGCUCCGCCUAGCCAACUUCCCCUUCCGGUUCGUCCCGAUCGAGCGGAGGGGUGACAUAUCGCAGUACAACGCCGGCGACUGGGCGCUCGUGGUCGCCAUGUGGAUUCCCACGCUUGUCCUAUUCCUAUUCUAUUGGAUCGGCAUGUGGUUUGUCAGCCCGGGUCAGCAGCCCGAGGGCAAGGACCAGAAUAAGUACCUCCCGAUGCUGUACAGGGGGCUCCGGUAUCCGCGGCUGGCCCGCAAUAUGCUCGAGAACCGGGAGCACGUCGCCCAGCAACUACAGAGCCAUGCGACGUGGAACACAAGGGCGGCCCUGUCCACAUACCGCACCUUCCGGCCGCGCUUUUUGAAUUACUUGGUUGAGGUCGAGCGGAACGGACGCAAGAGGUACGAGUUCGAGCGCCGACCCGUAGGUCCGAAUGACCUGACGCCUUUUGUCCUGGUCGCCUACUCCUCCGAGCACUACCACAUCCCCGACGAAAACGAUGACAAGCAGUCGAGGGAUGGGGGGGCCUCGAACACGAAAGAAGACUUGGAGGCCCUUCUUGCCGUCGCCACAAAGGCCUGCGAGUCUUAUUUUAGUCCACUGCCAGCCGACUUGCAGAAGAACCCAAGGGCCUUCUGGUUGUCGGCAAAUUGCAUGCCGGCCGGCGAGGUGGCGGACGAAUACGGAAGGAUACACAGGGUCGACGGACUCGACAAGGAAGUCCUGGCCAACCAAGACACCUACAGUAUUUCUGACAUUAUCCGCGCCGCUAAACACGUCAUUGUGGUGGCGGGCAACAUGCGGCGACCCUGGGACGACCAGGCUCUGAAUGUCUGGGGUCAGCGCGUCUGGACCCUGCCCGAGAUCGUGCUGAGCAAAGGGGACUCGGUGACGGUGUGGCGCUGCGGCUCCCGCGAGAAGCCACUGCCGCCCGUCGAAAAGGAGGAGAUCCCCAAGGCGCUGUUCCCUCUCGUGGCUUGGCGGGACUCCCUCAACUCGCGCCAGCUGAUCGAUCACUACAGCAACCUGCACCUGAGCCGGCUCGAGCUGGUCAAGAUUGCCCUGGAAUGCCUGAUGAGCCGCGAGUUCCGGGCGCUGCACCCCGGUGACCGGGUCUACGUCCUAAUGGGCCUCCUGCGGAUCCGGCCUCCCAUCGACAAGACCGACUCGGCCUUCCAGGCCUUUGCGCGGCUGUCGUUGCCCCAGGAUAGCGACCGGCUGAUGGAGCGCCUGGUUUGUCUGCUCCCGGACACGCCCGAGCAGAACUGGGAGCUCAUGACGGACCAGUACAAGGCCAGCCUGUGGGACAUCUACCCGGACACGCAGGUGUGCGGCAUCGGCGAGAAUGACACGGUCAUUGUCGACGGGGCCAAGGGCGCGCAGAUCGCGUGGGCCAAGUUCACCGAGGUCCGUACCCUCCGCCGGCUCACCCCGAAGCGGCAGGCCUUCCUCUACCUGCUCAUCUGCUCGCCAUUCCUCUUCUUCACGGGCGUUCUCAUUGCCGCACUUUACGCCCCGCGCUCGGGCUCUGCCACCAGUAGCUCAUACGGCUAUGGCUUCCGAAGCAAGCGUUAUGCCUCGCCUCGCAGCCAAGCGUACGACGCGGGCGUCGCCAUCACAGUGCUCACCCUCAUCCUAUGCAUCAUCCCGGCCCCCUACUUCCUGUCGAGCCUGUACGCGGGCAAGCUGUGGGCGGUCGAGCCGUGCUUCUUCGGCAUCGAAGGCUAUGUCCCCAUUGAGGUGAUCGAAGAGCGGCUGUUUGGGAAACGCUCGAGCAAGCGGCCGCGCCUGAGCUGGAGCGCCUGGGGGUCGCCCUUGUCGCGGCACAGGGAGGGCGAGCCCAUGCACGAGCGCGCAGUGCGGUAUGCGUACCGUGACAACAACGACGCACAGCUCGACUCCGUCACCACCCUCCCAACCUACCCGAUCGAGACGGUCGACCCGACCUCCCCCUGUGGGUACUGCGCAACCGGCAGCCCGCAAGGAGGACCCGCCGCCCUGUACUGCCCGCACCACCCGACCGUGGCCUCGCUGCAGGACAUGAGCAUGCGGUCGCGCAUGGGCGAGCUGAAGCCGUUCACGCUGGUCGACACCUUCAACAUGACGGUGACGCUCUUCUACGCCGUGCGGCCGCCGACGGUGCUGGUGGUCGGCGGCAGCGAGGGCGGCAUGAAGCGGGCGCUCGCCUGCUCGUUCGAUGUCGCUACGGGCACGCUGUACCGCGAGACGGUGCUGCGCAUCCCCUCGCAGAGCGUCGACUGCAUGGAGAGCCUGCCCAGGGUCCGGCUCGGGUUGAGGAGGCCGUUCUUGGAGGGGGAUGUCAGGUUGGUAGGCAGUAGUACGGAAGCGGGAACGGGAAAGGUUGGUGGUGUCGAUGCUGCCGGCAAUGGUGCAGGCUACGGAUACUAUAAUGGGGCGCAGGGCGUGGGAGAAGUCGCCGGAGGUCAGCAGUGGCAGUGGCAGCAGCAGCAACAACUACUGCCGGCAACAGCAGCAUUGGCGAAUGACUGGGUUCAGUAUGAGCAGCCGGCCGUGCCUGUUCAACAUACCUAUGAACCAAAGCGGUGAAUGCCUCAGGAAGGCGGCGUGUGGUUCGUUGCGUAUCUAGAAAUUCAGUGUUGUUUGACGAGGAGAAGACGCGGGCGGGGCUGUAUCGGUUCGAAUUUCAGGGACGGCAAUUCCUGAGUGAUCUUCGGGUUCCCUUUCUGUCGUUUGCUCGUACGCUUGGACGUUGAUGGAAGCGAGAGAUGUAUCAUGUAUGUCACAAUGUCUACCUUACACAGUAAUCAGUAUGCUUGAGAUUUUAUGAUAUCUCGUUGGAGAUGGAAAGUUACCUAGGUACCCAUAAUGAAAAAUUCAUGUGUAUCGGUUUAG
Chaetomium strumarium is the source of this 3378-nucleotide messenger RNA. RefSeq lists its product as uncharacterized. Bases 160 to 3072 code for a protein of 970 amino acids. NCBI's taxonomy places the organism in Eukaryota, Fungi, Ascomycota, Sordariomycetes, Sordariales, Chaetomiaceae. The transcript is spliced from 3 exons. The record is from RefSeq and is a predicted model, not a curated record.